This is a messenger RNA of Triticum aestivum (bread wheat), 2736 nucleotides long. RefSeq lists its product as uncharacterized. The record is from RefSeq and is a predicted model, not a curated record. Gene Ontology annotation, molecular function: nucleic acid binding; zinc ion binding. The transcript is spliced from 4 exons. The coding region runs from base 594 to 1391 and encodes 265 amino acids. NCBI's taxonomy places the organism in Eukaryota, Viridiplantae, Streptophyta, Magnoliopsida, Poales, Poaceae.
CCGAGUCCCGAGCGAACCACAGCGAGACCAAAUCCCUAACCCUAACCCUAGCUAGGAGGAGGAUGGAGGCGGAGGGGGAGCGCUUGCGGUCGAUGAUGGCGGCGGAGACGGAGACGGCGGAGGAGUGGAAGCUGGCGCGUGAGUCCGAGUGCCGUUUACGCAAUUGCGAGUGCCGCUAGCGUCGUCUCUGCUCCCCCCGGAUCCCCCGCGUGGCCCCCGGGAGGGACUACUCUUCCACCGCCGCCGGUGACGGCGCCGACCGGCCCGCCUGGUCGCUGCUCGUCGGCCUCAAGGACGGCGCCGUCCUACGGCUCAAACGCCUCCGCGUGGCGCGGUCCGGGCGGAUCCUCGGCCGGAGCGACAACGCGCUCGAGGCUUUCCACGACAUCAAGACGCCGAGUGGCCGCAGGUUCGACGCCAGCGCCGCCCUGGCUCCCGACGGCCGCUCGCUCUGCAUCCUGCGCCAGGAGGACGACGGUGCCGGCGAGCAACCCCAUGCCCUGCACCUAACUCUGCAGCAGCCCCAGACAGACACAUCUCCGGAGCAUCUUCCUUUGCCGCCGGAGAUUCAAGCAGGGAGGAGCCGUAACUGCAUGCCCAUCUCCGCCGCUGGCCACAUCUUUGUUCUGUGCCCCAUCGUCGAGUAUGCCGUCAAGUUGAGCCUCCUCAUGCGACCCCUGCAUCCGCUCCCCGAGGGCGGGGGCCAAUGGGAGCAGGUCGGCCAAGACAAACACGACAAGGACAAGUACCGGUGGUUGGGCGGCGGGUUCCUCCAGGGCUACGCCGUGCUCCCCGGCCCCCUCAUCCUCGUCUCCCUGAAGCAAGACCGCGGCUUCUUCACCUUCGCCCCUGGCUCCGGCUCCCGCGACUGGACCCCGGUGCUCACCGACGAAACAAGGCCGCCGCGAGACUACGUCCCUAUCGUCGGCCGCGGCGUCUACAUGGAGCAAGACAAUGCCAUCUACAUGCUCCGUGGCAACACCAUCUAUGCCUACAAGCUCAGCUACAUACACCAGGAUCAGGGUGAUGAUCAGGGGAGGGGGAGGCUCAGGCUGGAUCCGCCCAUCACCAUCGACUCUGUAUGUCCUUACAGUUACUGUCAUGGGUGUGGCUUCCUCACCCGUCUCGACGGUCGGCUCAUGUGCUCCGUCUGGAUCAGCCUGGCACCACGUCAACAAUUAGAAGAUUGCCGGUGUGACAACCUACAUGCCAUUGUCACCACCUUCAACCUCCAAGAUCCGGCUCAGGAAUCCAGGGGACCAGGAAUUCUGCUUUCUACAGGAGUACGAGGACAAGGACUGUCCGGUGCUGCUGCAACACCAAGAAGGGCAAGAGAAGGAUCUAACCAGCUGUUCCCAGCAACACGUCGACAAACCCUCCAAGAUGCUUGAUUGUUGCAGACGGUUUCUCGAAAUGAAAGACUGUCCACGCCUUUGCUUUUCCUGCGGCACCAAAGGUCACGUUCCCCGCGAUUGCUCUCUCCCGUCACAGCAGCCCUUGCCGGCAAUGCCUCACCGCACGCUGGUUGGCCGUGCUUCAAUGCAACACCGAGUCCCUUUUGAAAGGCGUCCGGUUGCUACAACAACAAGUAUCAACAAAGAUCUGUUUAUCAUCUGCCAAGCUGGCUCACAACUAGUCAUGUACCAUACAGGCGUCAUGGAUGAGACUUCACUGUUGCAAGGAGGAGGAGACGAUGGCAAGCCCCUCCAACCGUCGUUUUAUGUUGCAGAAUAUGUUGGUGAUGGUGACUAUUGGCACUUUUUCCUUCACAGUGGCUCAAAAAUACGCGCCGUUUCGAGGAAACAAGAUGGCAUGCUUGAGUUUAGUCUGAACAAGGACCGUACGAUGGCUACGGAUCGUCUAUCUGUACGGCAGCUGCCAAGUGCUGAUAUUUUUGUUUUGUUUAUCACAGUUGGUGGAGAGACCAUUGCCCUUACUGAUACUCUGAAAGUUUUCCAUCAGACAAGGUUCAGUUAUGGAUCCACCACGCGGCUGCGUUGCAAGACAGAUCAGUCGCAUGUUCUCCACAGGAAGGUUAUGAUAUCUGGAUAUGUAGCAGUGAAUGACGACUCCUUUAUAGUCUGUGAUGCUCUCACAGGUUCCUGUCUUUUGCUUGACCUGGGUGCCAAGCAAUGGCGUGUUGUCAUGCCUUGGGCCGCAUUCGCAGAGGACCUGCCAAGGACUAGCCCUACAAAGUGCCCUUUAAAUGGUAGAUGUGUGUCUGUCGAUGGCUUUAUCUACACAUGCAGAGAUGGAGGGCUUGCUGCUUAUCGGCUGCUUGAUAAAGAUCAUUCUGUGUAUCUCAGCCAGCCCAUCCUUUUGCCAUUCUCAUGGCUUGUGGAUGAUUAAUUGUGUGGGUGAGGACAUGUGCUUGGAUUAUGCUGGCAAAGAUGUGGACUCUGGUGCUAUUUUGUUUUACGUGGUGCAACUGCAAAGUGGAUAUCGUCCGCCCAAGCAUGAUGUACAGAUCACCAUUGUCCAGGUUAAGACUAAAGCAACAAACAGCAGCGAGAAAAGGGAACCAGUGCGAGUCGCCCCCGUGGACUGUGUCACGCGUUUCAUACAUCACGAGGAAGCCGUCGAUGCCAGAUGCUGCUUUGCGCUCUAGCUCCGUCUUGUUUGUGGCUCUGUUUGGAUACUCUAACUUAGUUAGAGGUUAGAGUUAGUUUCUAACUUGUGUCUAACCCUAAACUAACUCUAACUUUGGUGAUGUUUGGAUGAGAGGGUUAGAUUGAC